This is a messenger RNA of Echinostoma caproni, 339 nucleotides long. NCBI's taxonomy places the organism in Eukaryota, Metazoa, Platyhelminthes, Trematoda, Plagiorchiida, Echinostomatidae. The record is from the annotation of a GenBank genome assembly.
AUGCAAGAGCAUGAACAUCAUUCCCCCCAGUGCCCGUUUCUCAAAAGCAAACCAUACGAGGAGAUGAGCGUUUCAGAGGGCCUCGAAAUGGAUAUUACCCGACAUGCGAAUCUGCUCCAAACCCUGCGUGACCGAAUACUCCAAGAAGUUCAGGCUGCAGUGGAUAAACAACUUCAGGUUAUUCGUGACACGCUGUCGAAAUACUUUCGUAAACGUGGCGUCCGUCAAAACACACGUGCUGGCACGGUUUCGAGUGCACGAUCAGAUGAAACGCUUGAACUGUCUGUUCGUAGUACCCGAUCAAAACGGAGCACUCGAUCCAAGCGAUUGUGUAUUUGA